Molecule: messenger RNA, 8179 nt
Organism: Alexandromys fortis (reed vole)
Lineage: Eukaryota; Metazoa; Chordata; Mammalia; Rodentia; Cricetidae
Gene: Vcpip1
Product: valosin containing protein interacting protein 1
Exons: 3
Coding region: 250-3915 (1221 amino acids)
Biological process (GO): protein ubiquitination; endoplasmic reticulum membrane fusion; Golgi reassembly
Molecular function (GO): cysteine-type deubiquitinase activity
Source: RefSeq, a predicted model, not a curated record
GAGCGAGAGUGAGUGAGUGUGAGUGCGGGGUGGGGUGGUGGCCGUUACGUUCGGGGCAACGGCUAAGGCAGUGGAGAAGUGAGAAGAGAAACAACGUCCGGCGCUUCCGCCUUCGCCUAGGAGGAGGAGGUACUGGUAGGGAAGGGAAAGCCAUUUGCCCUGGGCCUGGACUAAACCGCGGAGGGCCGGCGGAGGGCUGGCUAUGUGCUUUUGAGGGUCGCUUGGGACGCCGAACGAGAGCCGAGAGCGAUGUCUCAGCCGCCGCCGCCGCCUCCGCUGCCGCCGCCGCCUCCUCCCCCCGAGGCUCCGCAGACUUCGUCGUCGCUGGCGGCGGCGGCUACUCCGGGGGGCCUUUCGAAACGAAGGGACCGGAGGAUCCUUUCCGGGAGCUGCCCGGACCCCAAGUGCCAGGCGCGGCUCUUCUUCCCGGCCUCGGGCUCCGCCAGCAUCGAGUGUACCGAGUGCGGGCAGCGGCACGAGCAGCACCAGCUGCUGGGAGUGGAAGAGGUGACCGACCCGGACGUGGUGCUGCACAAUCUGCUGCGGAACGCACUGCUCGGGGUGACGGGGGCGCCCAAGAAGAACACGGAACUGGUAAAGGUGAUGGGCCUCUCCAACUACCACUGCAAAUUACUGUCGCCCAUAUUGGCACGCUAUGGGAUGGACAAACAAACAGGCCGGGCCAAGCUUCUCCGGGAUAUGAACCAGGGCGAACUGUUCGAUUGCGCCUUACUGGGUGACCGUGCCUUCCUCAUCGAGCCCGAGCACGUCAACACCGUGGGCUACGGCAAGGACCGCUCCGGGAGCCUCCUGUAUCUACACGACACCCUCGAGGACAUCAAACGGGCCAAUAAAAGUCAGGAGUGCCUCAUCCCCGUGCAUGUGGAUGGGGACGGACACUGCCUGGUGCACGCGGUGUCCCGGGCCCUCGUGGGCCGGGAGCUCUUCUGGCAUGCCCUGAGGGAGAAUCUCAAGCAGCACUUUCAGCAGCACCUGGCCCGCUAUCAGGCCCUGUUUCAUGACUUUAUUGAUGCGGCCGAGUGGGAGGACAUCAUCAACGAGUGUGACCCUCUGUUUGUGCCACCCGAAGGUGUCCCCUUAGGCCUGAGGAACAUCCACAUAUUUGGCCUUGCUAACGUGUUACAUCGCCCCAUCAUCCUCUUGGACUCGCUCAGUGGCAUGCGAAGCUCGGGCGACUAUUCAGCCACCUUUCUACCUGGGCUCAUCCCGGCAGAGAAGUGCACUGGGAGAGAUGGUCAUCUGAACAAGCCAAUCUGUAUCGCGUGGAGUAGCUCUGGUCGAAACCAUUAUAUUCCCUUGGUAGGCAUAAAAGGGGCGGCCUUGCCCAAACUGCCCAUGAAUUUGCUGCCUAAAGCAUGGGGUGUGCCUCAGGAUCUUAUUAAGAAGUACAUCAAACUUGAGGAGGAUGGUGGUUGUGUUAUCGGAGGAGACAGAAGUUUGCAGGAUAAGUACUUACUUCGGCUGGUUGCUGCUAUGGAAGAGGUCUUUAUGGACAAGCAUGGCAUCCAUCCUAGUUUGGUUGCUGAUGUACAUCAGUAUUUCUACAGAAGGACUGGGGUGAUAGGAAUUCAGCCUGAGGAAGUUACAGCAGCUGCUAAGAAAGCAGUGAUGGAUAAUCGCCUACACAAGUGUUUGCUCUGUGGUGCCCUUUCUGAACUUCAUGUUCCUCCUGAGUGGUUGGCUCCAGGAGGGAAACUGUACAACCUGGCAAAAAGUACUCACGGACAGCUGAGGCCUGACAAAAAUUACAGCUUUCCCUUAAACAAUUUGAUUUGUUCAUAUGACCCAGUGAAAGAUGUUCUGAUACCAGACUAUGGAUUGAGUAAUCUAACAGCUUGUAAUUGGUGCCAUGGCUCAUCUGUGCGAAGAGUCAGAGGAGAUGGCUCUAUUGUGUAUUUGGAUGGAGACAGAACUAAUUCCAGGUCUGCUGGUGGCAAAUGUGGUUGUGGAUUCAAACACUUCUGGGAAGGUAAAGAGUAUGACAACCUCCCAGAGGCUUUUCCCAUCACUUUGGAGUGGGGAGGAAGAGUGGUCAGAGAAACCGUUUAUUGGUUCCAGUAUGAAAGUGAUCCAGCUUUGAAUAGUAAUGUAUAUGAUGUUGCAAUGAAGCUUGUUACCAAGCACUUUCCAGGUGAAUUUGGAAGUGAGAUCCUAGUUCAGAAAGUUGUCCACACCAUAUUGCAUCAGACUGCAAAAAAAAAUCCUGACGAUUACACUCCUGUAAAUAUAGACGGUGCUCAUGCUCAGAGAGUUGGAGAUGUGCAAGGACAAGAAUUGGAGUCUCAGCUACCAACUAAGAUUAUUCUUACUGGACAGAAAGCAAAAACUUUGCACAAGGAAGAGUUAAACAUGAGUAAAACUGAAAGAACUAUUCAACAGAACAUCACAGAACAAGCUUCUGCAAUGCAGAAACGGAAAACAGAUAAAUUAAAACAAGAGCAAAAGGGGCAGCCCAGAACUGUUUCCCCAAGCACUGUUCGUGAUGGCCCAUCAUCUGCACCUGCCACCCCCACCAAGGCUCCCUACUCACCUACAACUUCUAAGGAGAAGAAGAUUCGAAUAACAACCAAUGAUGGACGACAGUCCAUGGUUACCCUUAAAUCUUCAACAACCUUUUUUGAACUUCAGGAAAGUAUAGCCAGAGAGUUCAACAUUCCUCCGUAUUUACAGUGUAUUCGAUAUGGCUUUCCCCCUAAAGAGUUACUGCCACCCCAGGCAGGCAUGGAAAAGGAGCCAGUUCCCUUACAGCAUGGUGACAGAAUUACAAUAGAGAUCUUAAAAGGCAAAGCCGAAGGUGGUCAGCCGGCUGCAGCACACUCAGCCCACACUGUGAAACAAGAAGAGAUUGCUGCUACUGGCAGACUGUUGUCCAAGGAACUUCAGGAGCAAGCUGACAAAGAAAUGUAUUCCUUGUGUCUUUUAGCAACGUUGAUGGGAGAAGACGUAUGGUCUUAUGCAAAGGGUCUUCCUCACAUGUUCCAGCAGGGUGGUGUAUUCUACAAUAUUAUGAAGAAAACUAUGGGCAUGGCUGAUGGCAAACAUUGUACUUUUCCACAUCUACCUGGCAAAACCUUUGUUUAUAAUGCUUCUGAAGAUAGACUGGAGUUGUGUGCCGAUACUGCAGGACACUUCCCCAUUGGUCCUGAUGUUGAAGAUUUAGUUAAAGAGGCUGUAAGUCAGGUUCGAGCAGAGGCUACUACAAGAAGUAGGGAAUCAAGCCCCUCACAUGGGUUAUUAAAACUAGGUAGUGGUGGAGUAGUGAAAAAGAAAUCUGAGCAACUUCACAAUGUAACCGCCUUUCAGGGAAAGGGGCAUUCUCUAGGAACUGCAUCUAGUAACCCGCACAUUGAUCCCAGAGCUAGGGAAACUCUGGCUGCAAGAAAGCAUAAUACAGGGACAGAUUUUAGUAGUAGUUCCAUUAAAACAGAGCCUCCUGUGUUCACAGCUGCUCCUAGUAACAGUGAGCUUAUUCGAAUAGCUCCUGGAGUAGUAACAAUGAGAGACGGCAGGCAGCUUGAUCCUGAUGUGGUUGAGGCCCAACGAAAAAAAUUGCAGGAAAUGGUUUCUUCUAUUCAGGCUUCAAUGGACAAGCACAUGCGGGACCAAAGCACAGAGCAGACACCAUCUGAUCUUUCUCAAAGAAAAGUAGAAGCUGUGAGUUCUUCUGUGAGGCCUGGGAGUCUUCAGACUGGCUUGCCUGAACCUUUUUCUUUAACUGGUGGCACUGAGAAUUCGAAUACUGAAACAACUGAUAGUCAUGUGGCAGAUACACUGGGAGCAGCAUUUGCCACAAGGUCAAAAGCACAAAAAGAAAAUACUAUGGAGGAACCGGAAGAGAUGGAUAGUCAAGAUGCUGAGACGUCUAACACAACUGAGCCAAUGGAUCACUCUUGAUUUAAUUAGAGGCUAAUAAAGGCAGAAUGUUUAUUGUGAAUAUGUAAUAUUUGUUGGCUGGGCCACAUAACUUGAGUAGUCAUUAAAAAUCUUGUACGUAUAUAAUUCAAAGAUUAUAUCUUGUUAUUCAGUGCAUGAUAGCAAGUGUGUGAUCGGCAAUAGCUUUUACUAUACUGCUGCCCAGGCUGGCUCUGAAUUAUUGUAAAUUAGUUUAGAUCUAUUGAAAGUUUCUUCGAUAUAUGUGCUUCAUUGGAAGUUCUUUGUCAUUUUAAUUCCAUGAAAGUCUUAAUUUUCAGAAAUGAAAAUUCUCUUGCUAAAUGUUUGGUUUCUGCAAAGACCAGAAUUGAAGAGGAAAUGAGAGUUUGUACAUGCUGUCGUCAAGGUAGCCAUCCUACAUGUCAGGAAAAUGUCGAUUUCAAGUUUACCUGAACUAAAUGUAUCUUAAAAUACAUAAAACAGUUUAUUAGAGUACUUAAAAGUUAUAACAUUUUAGAGACAGCUACUGUUGGCAAAAAUAUCUUGAUGGUAGAGUGUAAUGAUACAACAUUUUCCUGAUUUGAGCUAAGUUGGGAAGAACGAUCUAUCCUAGAAUGAUAAAGUCGGUGUGAUUCAGUUAGUUGGUCUGAGCCAAUGUGGCCAGUUGUGUGCUCUUGUUGAUAAUAUGUUGCCAUUAUUUUUUUAAUCUUGGCCUUGUCAAGUUCCACCUAUUAUUUUUUUAAAUCUUGCAUAAGAGAGAAUUACAAUUUGUUUUAGAAAAUUUAAAAAUAAUGGUAGAAGUAGUUAAUUUCUAACUAUGUCAGAGUCACAGAGAAUUUUAUCUUUAUGAGUGGGUUGCAUUGUUCUACAGUUUUGACACAGUGGUGUUUAAGCCUGUAUAUGCUAAAUGUCUCUGAGCCCCUUUGAACCAAAAAUGUUUCCUUUUCUUCUUAGAUUUUCUAUAAGAUUUUCUUUUUGUUGGCUUCACUUGAGUUUGGAUGCAUAGUUUACUCCAACAUACCAUGAGCAACUGAGCAUUUGCUUAAACAUUGCAUUCAUGCGCUCUUGCUCUUCAGUGCCGGUUUCCUCGAAGCAGCUUUCAUGCUGUUCCUUAGAAGCAGAGUGUAUACUCCUAAGAUGGGAACUGCACUGUUGUAUUCUGUUCUACAGGUCUGUAUUUGUAAGUGUAUUCCAGUCCAUCAUCUUCCUUUGUUUACUGAAAUUAAGUUGAAUUUGAAUGAAUGAAAGACAAAUGUGUGUUAAUAUAAUCUCUUAGAGCAUUCAAAGCCUGGCUGUCUCUGUUUGCACAUGUAACAGAUGCAGAACUGUUUGUAAUUCUCCAAAACUAUAUGCCAGAAAAUAUAUUAUCAGGUGUUUAAAAAUCUCUAUGUUCAUUUGAAAGGGAUGUAAGUUAUACUUUAACUUUUUCUAGAUAAGGGAGGUUUGGUUUUUUUUUUUUUUUUCUGUGACAGUAUCUUUAACUAAAUCCAACUACUAAUUACCCCACAUGUUGAAAAAGGAAGGAAUGGAGAAUCUAGACAUUUUACAAAUAUAGCUAAGGUUAAGAUAAUGUAUAGCACACCACACCACAUACACACACAUCUUCUGGAUUAGUAUCAUAUCACAUGCUUUGCAGUAUUUUAUCUCCAUUCGUCUAUUUAUCUCCAUUCGUCUGUUUCUAAAUUUAUUUUCAUACAUCUUUAUAUCAAAGUAUCAGGAAAAUUUAGAACUUUUGUAUUGUUUGCUAGUUUUGCAUGAAGUGAAAGAGAGCUACCAAAUUCUUAACAGUUAGCUGUGCUUUAAAUCACCCCCCUUCCCUCACCACUAUCAUUAUUUUGUCUUAUUAAGCCACUGACAUACUCUUUAAAAAAUUUUUUCUGACAUAAGUACAUGAAAACUGUUAAAUAAACAAAAUGUACUGCUUCAAAUAAAUUCUAUAAUCACUCUACUCCAACAGAUGCUCUUCUCUGGCUUGGUAUGUUUAGUUAACAACGGGCAGGAUCUCAGAACAUUAGAGUAUCAGAAACAAAAUUUGUAUUUUCAUGGCAUGGUUUCACUAGAUGGCUCUGGCUGGCCUGGAGCUCACUAUGAAGACCAGGCUGACCUUAAACUCAUAGAGAUCUGCCUACCUCUGCCUUCCAAGUGCUGGGCAUACACUAACAUGCCGGGCUAGAAACAGAUUUUAUCUCCCUAUUGAAUACUUGAAUUUAGUGUAAAUUAUGCACAUGUGAACGUUAGAAGAUGGCCUAAUCUCUGACAAUACUUUAUUGUCUCUAGUGACGGUAGUGGGAUUUAGCAUUAGAAACUUAACUGGGUAUAAAUAACAGUUUGGGUUCUCCCUUGAUAAAAAGUAAACAAAAAACACGCUUGAGAAUUCAUCAGAAUUCUUGAACAUAUUUUAACUCAUUUGAAAUUUGAAUGGGAUAACUAAUCGUUUGGAGUAAGUUUUUGAGGGUUUGUUUUAAACAUCAUCCUUGUAUCUAAGUGUAGAUGACUGUUACUAUUGUGAUACCACUGUACUGCAUCAGCAGAGCACAGAAGCUUGUAAUCUCAAGUAAAAGUGUUUUUUAGCCCUAGAUGCGACAUUAUAACUGUAAUUCAAACCAAUUCAGCUAUAUUUUCAGUGUUUUGCUGAACACACUAAGGUGAUAUUGUAAAUAUUUUUCUUCAGUGAUCCAUUCUGUAAUCAUACAGAGUUUGAGUUGAUGACCCAAAGUCCAGGCAGUUAGAGGUGGUGUAUGUCCAGAGAGCUGGUAACGAACAAUGGUUCGAAGGAAGGAAAUAAGACACUGCCAAGUAUUAUGACUAAUAUACAGUUAGCCCCAAGGGAAUGGUUACUCAGGAACUAAAGAGCAAGCUUAGAUAGCCCAUUCUUCUCCCAUCCCUUAAACUAUGUUUCAGGUAUUUAUUGGAAAUUAUUAGGAAAGAGGCCUGAGAAAUUUAGCAAAUGAUAAUAUUCAAAAUUUGCUUUAUACCUUCUGUGACUUUUAAUUUCACUUUGAUGAUUCAGUUUUACUACUUGAGUUGAGAUUGCAUUCUGAAUACACCUGUGAGACUGGUCACAGGUCAUACAGGUCUACGUGUUGUUUCGUUUUGUUUUGAGAGGGUUUUUCUCUGUAGCCCUGGAAAUCAACUUUGUAGACCAGGCUGACCUCGAACUCAGAGAUCUGCCUGCCUCUGCCUCCCAAGUGCUGGGAUUCAAGGCGUGUGCCAUCACUGCCUGGCUACAGGUUUUUUGGUUUUGGUUUUUCGAUACAGGGUUUCUUUAUGUACCCCUGGCUGUCCUGAAACUUGCUCUUACAGGUUUUUAUUGCCGUUAUUUUAAGGAUCAUUUUCAUUGGGUAUUAACAGUGGCUUACAUAGAUAGGGUCUCUUACCUCAGGGAAGAUCGUUUACGAGCAACUCCUGUUAUUGACCAGUUUUGGAGAAUUACUUUGACACAUCUCAUGUUAACUACCGAAUGCAAAAAAGUAUUGUUUAAUGUAGUUACCGGCUGUCUGCUACGGAACAUUUCUCUAGAUAUUUAGGACCUUAUUAACAAGUAACAUUUAGAUAUGAAAUAAACUGUCAUUAGUAAUACUGAUCUUGUCACUAUAGUGAUGGUAUAAUUUUUUUUAUUUUAGAACAUUAAUAAAGUUUUGUCCUCAUCUUUCAACAACCAGUUGGCCCAAACUUAAAAUAAUGAAGUGCAAAUCUUGUGCUUCACCCCCCCCCCGAUCUAAAAGCAAGGUCUCCAUCUUAAGAUUCUUAUAAAAUCAGAGCCCUUGCAAAAUUGGUUUAAAUUCCACUCAUUUUAACGUAGAUUUAAAGUUACCUUUUAUAACAAAUAGAUGUGUAUUCUGGGUUGGCUAGAUGUUCUACUUUCCAAGACUAUAUCAUUUAACAAAAUUGUACAACACAGACUUUUCACAAUUUGAUUAUUUUUUUCAAACAAGAACAACUCAUGAAAAUAGGCCAUAGUAGUAAAAUGUAUAUUUAAAGAAUUAGAUAACAAAGGGGAGAUAGAUCACUAAUAUCACAGAGUUAAUUGCAAGUUCUGCCAUUCUUUGAGAUGCCAAGUGUUUCAAUUCAUAUUUAAUGAUGCUCAAAUUGUGGAAAUUUUAACAUUUGUUCCAAAAUAGCAGAAACUGUUAAAAAAAUUGUGAAUUAUUGGAUAAAAUACCAUUACUUGUAUAUCUGACAUUUAAAGUUUUUAAUUAUGGAGUUGACAUGUUUUUUGUAGUAUAAUACAAUGACUAUUCUCUUGUAAAAGAAAAGGAAAAACUAGUAAAGAAAAAGUUUUAGUUGA